UGAUUUCGACAGAAAAAAUUGUUCAACAUAGCAAAUAUCAAUGUAUAUUGUGUGGAAAUGAUUUGUUUAAUGUACAAGUCAAAAUGAUGGACUUUGAUGGGAUAUUGGCCUAAAUUUUUUGCCUUUAAAGAAGACCGAUUUAUAUUAUGUCAGAUGAGAGAAAUUUCCGUACUUACUAUUAUGACAAAUUUGGGAUCGGUGGAGUGGAGGAGAGGAAAUCAUUAGAGACUCUUCUAAAAGAAAAACCAAUAAGUGUGGAAAAAUUAAAGCAGUUUUGUCUGCGAUUUGCUAUGCCAGCAAUGUAUCGAAAUUAUGUCUGGAAACUAGUCUUAGAUGUUUUGUGUGCAAAUUCAGACUCCCAUGAAUUUCUGAUGCAGCAAAGGAAACAAAAAUACAAUGACUUAAAUCAUGCUGUAAAGUUGUUACGAUAUGUUGAUGAAAACACACCCAUAGGAAAAGUCUUCCUCAAAAUGUACCUUGUGGAGUCUGGCCAGAUCAAGUUUGAGCAAUACAAGUAUGAUUCGGAGUUUGAGGAUUUCGUUUCAAUAGCAGCAACAAUGGCAAAUAUAUGUGAGGAUCUGACAGAUGCCUACCUCAUUUCUGUUGAAUUUUACAAAAUGUACAAAAAAUCCAAAGAUAGCAAUUCAAAUCUGGUUCAGAAAACAACACAGAGCCUCAAAACUGAAGAUGGAGAUGGAAAAUUGUUUGACCAUUUCCAAAAACACUCCCUAUGGAAUUCUCUUCCCUUAACAGUGUGGUUUGAUAGCUGUUUUGCUGAAGUGCUACCUGAAACAUGCCUUGAAAGAAUCUGGGACAAAGUCAUAGGAGGUGCCCAUGGCAUUGUAGUGUUUGUAGCAGUAGCUGUUUUUCUGACCUUCAAGCGACCACUUCUGAGCAUGAAGAGCAAAACAGAUAUGAUUCAAUAUUUAAUGGAGCUCCCAGAAGAUUGUGGGGAUAUCAUUGUGACUAUGGCUAUAGACUUGUGGAGCAAACAACACUCUUAACAAAGAGAGAGACCAGAGAAAAGUCAAUUAAGGGUUUUAGAAAGUUAUUAUCUCGAUUUUGUUAGGUGCAGUGUUGUAUAGAUAAAGUAACUGAACAUGGAGAAGUUAAGCUCUGUUGAAUACUUGAAUUGCUAAUGACACUUUUUACAAGAAUUAAUAUAGGUACACUAGACAAAAUUGCUCAAUGCAUUACCAAAGGAAAUUAAUAUUUUACAUUUCAAAAUUUGUCUAUGAUGUACAUUGUAUCUGAUAUAAAAUUAUGUUACUUAAGUAAAAAUUGAUAAGCAUUUAAAUGUCUUAACUGAUAAAUAACUACAAUGUAAAUGAAAAAUCAUGCACCUG
Saccostrea echinata is the source of this 1346-nucleotide messenger RNA. Its product is annotated as TBC1 domain family member 7-like. NCBI's taxonomy places the organism in Eukaryota, Metazoa, Mollusca, Bivalvia, Ostreida, Ostreidae. Gene Ontology annotation, molecular function: GTPase activator activity. Gene Ontology annotation, biological process: activation of GTPase activity; negative regulation of TOR signaling. The record is from RefSeq and is a predicted model, not a curated record. The coding region runs from base 147 to 1004 and encodes 285 amino acids. The transcript is spliced from 7 exons.